AUGGCUACGAAGUCGAAAAAGCUCCUGAAAGUAAUUGAUGGUUUCCGCUCGUGGAAUGUCAACUCCCCUCCGACAUACGCCGUCAAUUCGCCCUCCUCAGAUGUUGAGGAAGUUCUGAAGAGCGAGCACUUCCAAGUUGGGAGGGUUGCUAUCCAUGGCUUCCCUUAUUGUCCAUCAUGCCUGGCGUUCGAUGCGGUGCAGAAAAUUGUCGUGGUUGGGACAAAGUCGGGUGUUUUGAGAAUAUUCGGACGACCAGGUGUGGAUUAUGUGGCUUCGCAUCCAUCAUCGGCCGCCGGUGGCCUAAUAUCCAUUUGCCAAGAUGAUGUUGUUCACUUGUGGAGCAUUCGUCAGAAAAAUCCCGAGCUUGUGCACUCGUUACAGUUCAAACGUGAGCACCUCACUUGUGGUCACGUGCCAGUAGGCAGCAGUUGGCUCUAUUUGGGCACGGAUAAGGGCAACGUGCAUUUUGUAAACGUGCAACGCUUCACUACAUCCGGAUAUGUGAUCAAUUGGAACAAAGCAAUCGAUUUAAACCAGUCAUCUCACCCCGGCCGUGUCAUUCAGAUUGCAGAAAACCCACAAGAUGCAAACAAACUACUGAUUGCAUUCAGUUCUGGCCUAAUAAUCUUAUGGGACUUAAGGACCAGAUCCACUGAGGCUCGAUUUAGAUACAAUGAGAGAUUAUAUGGAUUUUGCUGGCACUGGGAAGGCAAAAGCUUUUUGACUUGUCACAAAUACGGCCUUCUCGCCACCUGGUCCUGUCGUCAACCCCAACGACCUACCUCAGUUAUCUGUCCUCAUGCCGGCGGCGACACUAUUCCCGAUGACUACCAAACUUACGAACCGAUUCAAAGUGUGGACUGGUUGCCCUGUAAAAAUGGAGAACCUUUCAUUAUAUUUGUGGGUGGUGGUCGUGCUUCCACUCCGGACAAUCCAGUUACCACUCCCGCGAAAACACCGUCCGACUCAGAUUCGGCUCCUCCAAACCCCGGCAGUUCCGUCAGUCCCGAUGCAUCGGGGCAGUCUGCAGUUACGUCAGCUCAUAGUGGCUCCGUAUCCCCGUAUCCUUGCCUGACAGUGAAGCGCGGCAAACGACUUGUCGUCUUGCAGAUGGACUACAGAGUGGUGCAGUUUGUUUCACUGUGCGCCUCCCCGUUCAUUGGUGAACUCAUGGAUCCAUAUGCAGUGGCUGUGUUGCUUCAGAAUGACUUUGUAGUCGUGGAUCUGCUAUCACCGAACUACGCCACGUUCGAGAAUCCCUAUCCCAUGGAUAUUCACUCUUCGCCUGUCACAUCCUGUCUAUAUUUGGUGGACUGUCCGGGUGACUUGGUUCCCGCAUUCUAUCCCCUCGGUACCCGUUCUUCUACUCGGUCAAAGCGGGCAGCCGAUUCUGACACAUUCUCCACUCGUGAGUGGCCUAUUAUCGGUGGCGAAUGCGGAGUCAGCUACAAUCCCUAUCCUGAACUCGUUCUUACCGGACACGCCGAUGGCUCCGUGAGAUUUUGGGACGCUUCAGAAGUCAAUCUGACUCCGUUAUAUAAGAUCCGAACUUUGCGGUAUUUCGAUGCGACCAAAACGCAAAACCCCCAAUCAACCGGUGAGAAAGACCAAUCCACAACUUCUGCCCCUCCUGAGACUGGUGUAAAUUCCAAUUUUGCCUCCACUCUUUUAUCAACUGAGAUGGAUCCCUACGCCGUCCGGUUUAUGCACUUCUGUCCGGAGUCACGACGUCUUUUGAUUGCUGGUAGCGCUCACGUUUGUCUGAUGCAUUUCUCUCGACGUGAGCAACAAUAUGAAAUCCCCGUCAUCGAUAUUAACAUGGCCUACGACUGUUUGGAAGAUGUAACUGGGCCCGGUAUUACCGAUCCGUUCUCCGAGGAACAGUCUGCGUUUGGGACCACUUCCAAAGACGCGUUUCCACGUACGCGGCGGACAUGCCCAAGCGAUAGCGUUGGUUCAGCUUUUGCCACAGAUAGUGACGUCCGAGUGUUUGUUCCAGUUCGUCCCGGUUCCGUUACCUGGCAUCCGGGUUAUCAACCCACGUUGAUUUGUCGGAUGGGCAUUCCCUCGUAUGGCUUCGACUGUAGUCCAAAUGAUCCUACUUUAAUCCCCCCGCCACCAAUCACUGCAGUUAGUUUAAAUUCCAAAUAUGGCCUCCUGGCCAUUGGUAGUGAAUCUGGUUUCGCUCUGGUGGAUUUCCAGAAUUGUGUAUGCCUCAUAGCAACUUCAACUGCAGAUCUGAUUGCGCCGUCUGAUGUGUUUACACGUCCACAACCAAAUCGUUCCCCUGGUCGCACCACUGGUAGUUCACCCGGUGAGAGCAAGCCUAUGGAUCAGAUGCUUCCUAAACCUGCUGCUCCCCCACGUCCUAGGCUGCCCUCCCAUCUGCAUCCCAUCGCUUCUGUUUCACCAGCUCCUGUAACAAGCCCGCCGAAACCUGUUCAGUCAGAAGCACCAGCUGUUCCUCUUCAAGCAGUACCAGUAACUGCUCCUGAGCCUGUGGGGGAUAUGUGUUGUAAUUGUUGUCCCUGGGGUACCAAUAAGACCGGUGCUACUUACACUGCUCCCCGAAUUGUCAAUGCACGUGCACGAGCAGCGUCAUCUUCCGAACUAAACGUUUCGCCACUAAUUGAGACUGUUCCUGAUCCCAAGAAGACAGUAAGCGUUCAUACUGUUUCGACACCACAGGAUCAUCGGCGUCAACAUCAUCAUAAAAAGACUCACAUAAAUCAUUCGUCCACAAGCAAAGAGCAUGGUGCUCUGCAAACCUCCAAUUGGUCCGUCAGUCUGCUUGACCUAUCUCAAGUUAAUAUUUCCUCCACUCCUGGUGAAGGUUUGAGAACACCACUUCUGAUCGACCACCUACUACCGUUAAAAGCCGUUAGCCCUAUGUUUGCUGCAUUGGUGCUUGCUUGUCAGGCUAAUACAGUGUCGCGUCGUCAGCUUAUCGGACAAGAAAAGUGGCCUGAUUUCGGACCAAUUUCACAAUCUGGAAGUAUGAGUGCAAGUGUGAGCUCACUUGAACAAUCGGGAAACGAUGGUGUCAAGUUUAUAUGCUUUGGUGAGUCCUUCGUGCGCGGACCAGGAUCGAACCCCACCCCAAGUCUUUGGAUUUGUACAACUCGUGGAAAUGUGAUUUCUGUGAACUUGAACACCAAUGUGCUCCGAACGCAACAUCACACAAAUCCUAUCCUCCCAACAGGCUCGUUAUUCCGGUUGAACGGCGAAGUUCUCUUCAUCGCAUUCCUUGAUCUCACGGGGGAAUUGCAAUCUCCACCUUGGGAGAAAUGGGAAGAUGGCUCUCGACCGAUCACACAACAGACAUCCAAUUCAUCUUCAGCUGUUUCCAGUGCUGCCGAACCUGGUGCUUCUGUUGGGUUCCGACAAGGAGACAGCAGUGCAGCAACUCGUAGGCUUGGUGGUGGUCCAAAGCCCCCGAAGGAUGUAGUAAGCAGACAAGUUGGAGCUUCUCUGCCACGUACACCAUCAUCGUCGACUUCCUCCUCCUCUGGCCCUCCAGGUAACAGUUCCAUAUUCCACCAAACUAGCCUGGCAGGUACACCCGACACUGGUCCACCAAGUCAAUCGAAUGAGCCGGACAAGCAGUUGCUGGUCAUCUGUUCGGAUAAACAAGCUCGUGUAGUUUCUCUCCCUUCACAGACCUGCCUAUAUAAAGUAAAAAUCACGGAAACUAGCCAAGUUGUUAGAGCCAGUGUCCAGCGUUUUCGACCGGGUUCCAUUGGAAACGGUGACGUCUCGGGCCCCACGACCUUCCUGGCCUGCUACCUGGCCAACGGUCAUUUCCUCGCAUUCUCCCUUCCCAGUCUACGAAUGUUGAUGGACGUUGAUUAUCUACCCUGUACUGAAUGUGUAUCCCACUCAUUUGCGUUUGGACAACAUGGACAGGCAGUUUAUAUGAGCUCGCCUUCGGAGUUGGUCAAAAUAACAUGGGCUGCUGACGUAUGCGCUAAUUUAAAGGACAUGCAGGGCGAAUUGUUUCUGCCGUGCAAUAUGCCUGAACCACCAAAACGGAACUUCAUCAUGAAUCUGCUCUCCGGCACCACGAAUACUUCACUGGACCGAGAUGAGUUAUUUGGUGAGUCUUCCUCUGGAAAAAGUAUGCCAGGGGCUACUGCUCUUCUGCCAAACGCACGAAUGGAAAAGCUGACAGCACAAUCCAGUACUACUACCUCGGAAAUCGCCCGGGCCCGUAAUGCUGCGAUCGAGCGUGGAGAAAGGCUGCAGCAGUUGGAUAUACAUACGCAGGAGAUGGUAGACCAAGCAAAAGGCUUCGGUCGUUCGGCUGCCAUCCUAGCAAGCAAAUAUGAGAAGAAAGAUAAGUGGUGGGGAUGGCCGCUUUAGCUUUCCACGAAUUUGCCUGCUCGAUCAAUGACGAAUUGACGCCAAAAACAGCUAAAUUGUCCUUGAUAGACACAGUUUUUCAUGAGACAGCUUCGUGUCGUGAGCCAUUCACAUGGCACAUCCUAAACGACAAGGUUAACAUUCCUUUGGGUGAUUUUGAGGUGGCACCUUCACAGCCCUUGUUGUUUACUUCAUCCCAUUGUUUCCGUUGUCUGAACAGAUGCGUUACAUGUUCUCUGAACUCAUGCACUUGCUGUAGAUUUGUUUUCACAAGGAAUCGCCUACUCUUGUUCUGUUUUUCUUUUGGUUGAGUAGUUCACUUCCAUAGUUCAGAUUAUGGUUGUAUUCCAACCAAACUGUUCCGUCCUACCUGUGCCCAUUAGUUUCAUCAGAUUUGCUAGUCACAUUGGUCUGUGAUCACUUGUUUUUGUCCGUGCCAGUUACCAGGUUGAUCAACCGAACGCUGUAUUCCUGUCUGGAAACUCACUAUCUCCUGUUUCUUUCACCAUGUCAUUUUCUCCUGACUAUAUCUUCUUGAAUGUGAUAUCUUGUCCUCGGACACUCCUGUAUAUGCUUUGAGUGUGCUCACUGCGCUGUUUUCGUUGUUAGUUUCUUCUUGGUACAGUACAUCUUUCUAGUGAUAGCGCCUCCUGCGCUCAUGACCGAAUCCAGAGAUCCUCUCUGUGACUUGGUCACUCUAAUCAGUGCACUAUUCCGAAUAUUAUCGACCAUUAAUACUUUGAAUUGAUCUACAAAC
Molecule: messenger RNA, 5119 nt
Organism: Opisthorchis viverrini
Lineage: Eukaryota; Metazoa; Platyhelminthes; Trematoda; Opisthorchiida; Opisthorchiidae
Exons: 26
Coding region: 1-4362 (1453 amino acids)
Biological process (GO): regulation of exocytosis; regulation of protein secretion
Cellular component (GO): plasma membrane; cytoplasm; SNARE complex
Molecular function (GO): syntaxin binding; myosin II binding; GTPase activator activity
Source: RefSeq, a predicted model, not a curated record